Acipenser ruthenus (sterlet) is the source of this 2186-nucleotide messenger RNA. Its product is annotated as insulin gene enhancer protein ISL-3-like. NCBI's taxonomy places the organism in Eukaryota, Metazoa, Chordata, Actinopteri, Acipenseriformes, Acipenseridae. The transcript has 6 exons. The record is from RefSeq and is a predicted model, not a curated record. Gene Ontology annotation, cellular component: nucleus. Gene Ontology annotation, biological process: positive regulation of transcription by RNA polymerase II; neuron fate specification; axonogenesis. Bases 167 to 1249 code for a protein of 360 amino acids. Gene Ontology annotation, molecular function: DNA-binding transcription factor activity, RNA polymerase II-specific; cis-regulatory region sequence-specific DNA binding.
UGACGUGCCCGGGUCCCAGCUUGCGUGUGACGUCACGCUGCGUGUGGGACCUUGCAGACUCCCUCUCACUCCAGUCUUGGGAUAGAAGUCCUCAGUUAGCAAGGGACUGGGCAGCCAGCUUUCUACUUGUUUUUUUACACAUUACACACUGCUUCACCCGUCCUGUAUGGUGGAUAUCAUUUUCAACUCUUCUUUCUUGGGUGAUAUGGGGGAUCAUUCCAAAAAGAAGUCUGGAAUUGCCAUGUGUGUGGGCUGUGGAAGUCAGAUCCAUGACCAGUACAUCUUGAGGGUCUCCCCGGACUUGGAGUGGCAUGCUGCUUGCUUGAAGUGCGCGGAGUGCAGUCAGUACCUGGACGAGACGUGCACUUGCUUCGUCAGGGACGGCAAAACAUACUGCAAAAGAGAUUAUGUCAGGUUGUUCGGUAUAAAAUGCGCAAAAUGCAACGCUGGCUUCAGCAGCAGCGAUCUGGUGAUGAGAGCUCGAGACAACGUGUAUCACAUCGAAUGCUUCAGGUGUUCGGUUUGCAGCAGGCAGCUCCUGCCCGGGGACGAGUUCUCCCUGCGGGAAGAGGAACUUCUAUGCCGGGCUGAUCACUGCCUGCUCGGGGACAGAAGCUCUGCAGGAAGCCCCCUCAGCCCGGGACACAUUCACUCCAACAGAUCUCUACAUAUGGCAGCAGACCCUGUGUCAGCCCGACAGCCCUCACUCAGAUCUCACGUCCAUAAACAGACAGAGAAAACCACUCGUGUGCGGACUGUUCUCAACGAGAAGCAGCUUCACACCUUGAGAACCUGCUACAAUGCCAACCCCAGGCCCGACGCCCUGAUGAAGGAACAGCUAGUUGAAAUGACUGGCCUGAGCCCAAGGGUCAUCAGAGUCUGGUUUCAGAACAAACGCUGCAAAGACAAGAAGAGAUCCAUCUUCAUGAAGCAACUCCAGCAGCAACAGCAAAACGACAAAACUAGCCUGCAGGGACUAACAGGGACUCCGCUGGUAGCUGGCAGUCCAAUCCGACAUGACAAUGCUGUUCAAGGGAACACGGUGGAGGUCCAGACCUACCAGCCACCAUGGAAAGCCCUGAGUGAAUUUGCCUUGCAGAGCGACCUGGACCAACCUGCCUUUCAACAGCUGGUGUCUUUUUCUGAAUCCGGUUCCUUGGGUAAUUCUUCUGGCAGUGAUAUCACUUCUUUGUCCUCCCAGUUACCAGACACUCCGAACAGCAUGGUACCGAGCCCCGUGGAGACGUGAGACCGAGCGAGGAGCAACAGGUUCCGGACCCAGCAUGUUCCCACUGCCCCGCAUGAGAACAGACCAGUCUUAGCUCAUCACAACAUCAAAAAAACGUUUUUAUUUUUCAUUUGAAAACAAAGAAGAUGUGACUUGAAAGCUACCACAACAUUGAACAUUGUCCUGGAAACUUGAGACAUGGUCCUGCAUUGUUGGGAUGCCGUUGUCUGUCUAGAACUUGGUUUAAUUCCAUUGGACUCCAAGAUACAGGAAAAAACCAACUCGUCUGAAGGAUAUAUAAACCAGCCUUCCUGAAAUUGGCGGAGAGCCAGCGACUCAUCUCGACUGAAUCUUGUCAUUCGGACUAUCUUUCAUCAUGAUCGCCAUUAUGUCUUGUUGCUUCAACACGUGACACUUGGUUUUUGUUCAUCCCGUGCUCUUUUCUGACUUCAGAAACCCUUCCCCGUGUUUGUCUUAAUUCGCAUGAUUGCCGGAGAUGAUGUAAAACAGACUAUUGUUGUAAAAUAUUUUAUCUUAUGGAUGGAGGACAUAUUGUUUGAGCCUCUAACGAACAAAAGUAAGUUAUUGUUAUUUAUUGUCAAAACAGCAGUUUCGAACAACAGGGAUUGAUAUUUGAUCUUUAAUAAAACGAUGUAAAUGCUGCUUAGUGUCGGAAAACUUGAUUUCACACACACGGGGCUGCCGGCUGCUUUUGCACUGUCAAUUCUAACUGAGCACUGAAAAGCAUUGUGUUAAACUGAUCAGCAAUGGGCGAAUGGACUUGGGUUGAUUAGGAAUUCUACAACGCGCACCGUUGAAAGAUGGAAGUCAGACCCCCCAAUAGUUAAUUAAUCUGUUGACGUCCCGCCCACCUCGUUCAAUUGAGAUACAAUUUAAAAUAAUUAUAUGGAUUUCUUCCCCGUUCCAUUCUGGGGACAAAUUGAAAACGCCUUUACCG